This is a messenger RNA of Ceratina calcarata, 1410 nucleotides long. Its product is annotated as facilitated trehalose transporter Tret1. Gene Ontology annotation, cellular component: membrane. Gene Ontology annotation, molecular function: sugar transmembrane transporter activity. Gene Ontology annotation, biological process: carbohydrate transport; transmembrane transport. NCBI's taxonomy places the organism in Eukaryota, Metazoa, Arthropoda, Insecta, Hymenoptera, Apidae. The record is from RefSeq and is a predicted model, not a curated record. The transcript has 6 exons. Bases 1 to 1410 code for a protein of 469 amino acids.
AUGGAAAGCAUGGGGAUGAUUAAUGGAGCCGUCGUACGUCAGGAGAGCAGGAAGCUGUGGCAAUACAUCUCCGCUAUUUCCGCUUGCAUAUUAGUAAUCGGAAUCGGCACAGCAAUAGCAUGGACAUCACCAGUGUUGCCGAAACUUUCGGCACCCGAUUCAUGGUUGAAAAUCACCCCGGAUCAAGGAUCCUGGAUCAGUUCCUUCCUUCCAUUGGGUGCCAUCGUUGGCGCGUAUCCGGCUGGAUCGAUGGCGGACAAAAUGGGACGAAAGAAAUCACUUCUUUUAUUAUCUAUCCCGUUCCUGGCCUCUUGGGUUCUUAUUCUCAUGGCGUCGGAAGUGAAGGUCCUUUACAUCGCUCGAUUUCUAGUUGGCAUGGGCAUCGGCGCAGGAUGCGUUCUCGGGCCUACUUACAUAUCGGAAAUCGCUGAAGUUUCGACUAAAGGAACCCUCGGCGCGAUGUUCCAGCUGUUCCUCACCGUUGGAAUUUUCAUUGCAUUUAUCCUAGGCAGCUGUCUCAGUUAUUCACCCUUCGCCCUCGCAUGCACCGGCGUCAUCGUUCUCUUUCUCCUUACCUUCUAUUGGAUGCCUGAAUCUCCCGCCUGGUUGGUGGGCCAAAACAGAAAGCAGGAUGCAGCCGCGGCCCUAUCAGUGCUUAGAGGAGACAAUUACGACCAGAAACAGGAGAUAAAUGAGCUGCAGAAGGUAGUGGCGGAGUCUGCCGGCAAGAAGCCAACCAUGUCCGAGAUGAUUCAAUCUCCGGUAACCAAAAAGGCCAUGAUAGCUUCCUUUGGAAUGAUGUUCUUCCAGCAAGCCUCCGGCGUCAAUGCUGUUAUCUUCUACACGGUGACGAUCUUUAAAGCGUCAGGAAGUUCGAUGGCUCCGGAACUUGCAUCUAUCGUCGUUGCUCUAGUUCAGCUGGUGAUGUCAGGUGUCGCUGCGUUGAUUGUGGAUCGCGCCGGAAGGAAACCGUUGCUGAUGAUUUCCAGCAGUGUUAUGUCAGUCAGCCUGAUCGCGCUCGGAUACUACUUCAAGCAGAAAGACGGCGGAAAUGAUGUCAGCGCGCUCGGCUGGCUACCGCUUACUUCCUUAAUCGUCUUUAUGGUCGCAUUUUCUAUUGGUAUGGGACCAGUUCCGUGGAUGCUGAUGGGCGAAGUGUUCUCCCCGGAAACAAAGACGGCAGCGUCUAGUAUGGCAGUUAUGUUGAAUUGGUUUGUGAUGUUCAUCGUUACCAAAACAUUCCCAAUGAUGAACGACGAACUGGGAGCCGAUAUGACGUUUUGGAUCUUCGCCGUAAUCAUGGCUGGCGCAGCGGCAUUUACACACAUGUUAGUACCGGAGACUAAAGGAAAAACGUAUCAGGAAAUUCACAAUGAACUGUUAGGAAGUCGUCGCAACAGUACUAUCUGA